Messenger RNA from Echinops telfairi (small Madagascar hedgehog), 2900 nucleotides. It is a transcript of the gene ENOX1, whose product is annotated as ecto-NOX disulfide-thiol exchanger 1. The transcript has 15 exons. The record is from RefSeq and is a predicted model, not a curated record. Lineage: Eukaryota; Metazoa; Chordata; Mammalia; Afrosoricida; Tenrecidae. Bases 199 to 2073 code for a protein of 624 amino acids. Gene Ontology annotation, molecular function: RNA binding; protein-disulfide reductase activity. Gene Ontology annotation, biological process: ultradian rhythm. Gene Ontology annotation, cellular component: plasma membrane; external side of plasma membrane.
CAGAAGAUUUCCGUGAAUCCCCCAGAGAACACACCUGCCUUCAGAGUCUGCUGCUGGCGAUUUGGAGAAUCGGAUGAUCUCUGCGGGGACCCCACCCUCAGCCAGCCCAGUGCCCCUGCCACGCAGGAUGCUCGUGACCCAAUAGUCGAUGCAGGUGGACUCGAGAGCAUCACCCAGUGUCCCCAGGAGCUUUCUCAGAUGAUGGCUGCAGCAGCCGAUGGUUUGGGGAGUAUAGCGAUAGACACGACCCAGCUCAACAUGUCUGUGACAGACCCCACCGCCUGGGCCACUGCGAUGAAUAACCUGGGCAUGGUUCCUGUGGGGCUGCCUGGACAGCAGCUUGUGUCUGACUCAAUCUGUGUGCCCGGCUUUGAUCCAAGCCUCAACAUGAUGACUGGGAUCACCCCCAUUAACCCGAUGAUACCAGGCCUCGGGCUGGUGCCACCCCCGCCACCAACGGAGGUGGCCGUCCUCAAAGAAAUCAUCCACUGCAAGAGCUGCACUCUUUUCCCGCAGAACCCAAAUCUUCCACCUCCUUCCACAAGAGAACGGCCUCCUGGGUGUAAGACUGUGUUUGUCGGAGGACUACCAGAAAAUGCUACCGAGGAAAUUAUCCAAGAAGUCUUUGAGCAGUGCGGGGAUAUCACAGCCAUUCGGAAAAGCAAGAAGAAUUUUUGUCACAUUCGCUUUGCAGAGGAAUUCAUGGUCGAUAAGGCCAUUUACCUUUCUGGUUAUCGGAUGCGCUUGGGGUCCAGCACGGACAAAAAGGACUCGGGCCGCCUCCAUGUGGACUUUGCGCAGGCCCGCGACGACUUCUACGAGUGGGAAUGCAAGCAGCGGAUGCGUGCGCGGGAGGAGAGGCACCGGCGCAAGCUGGAGGAGGACCGGCUGCGGCCGCCCUCGCCGCCCGCCAUCAUGCACUACUCUGAGCAUGAGGCGGCCCUCCUGGCCGAAAAGCUGAAAGAUGACGGCAAGUUUUCGGAGGCCAUUACCGUGCUGCUUUCCUGGAUUGAGCGAGGGGAGGUGAACCGGCGCUCGGCGAACCAGUUCUAUUCCAUGGUCCAGUCGGCCAACAGCCACGUCCGCAGGCUGAUGAAUGAAAAAGCCACCCAUGAGCAAGAGAUGGAGGAAGCCAAGGAGAAUUUUAAAAACGCCUUAACCGGGAUCCUCACCCAAUUUGAGCAGAUUGUGGCCGUUUUCAACGCUUCUACCAGACAAAAAGCUUGGGACCAUUUCUCGAAAGCCCAGCGCAAGAACAUAGACAUUUGGCGAAAGCAUUCCGAGGAGCUCCGAAAUGCCCAGAGUGAGCAGCUCAUGGGGAUCCGCCGGGAAGAAGAAAUGGAAAUGUCGGACGAUGAGAACUGUGACAGCCCGCCUAAAAAAAUGAGAGUCGAUGAAUCAGCCCUGGCUGCCCAGGCCUAUGCCCUGAAAGAAGAGAACGACAGUCUCCGCUGGCAGCUGGAUGCCUACAGGAACGAAGUGGAGCUGCUGAAGCAGGAAAAAGAGCAGCUUUUCCGCACAGAAGAGAACCUCACCAAGGAGCAGCAGCUGCAGUUCCUGCAGCAGACCAUGCAGGGCAUGCAGCAGCAAUUGCUGACCAUCCAGGAGGAGCUAAACAACAAAAAAUCCGAACUGGAACAAGCCAAGGAAGAGCAGUCCCACACACAGGCAUUACUCAAAGUUCUCCAGGAACAACUGAAAGGUGCCAAGGAGUUGGUGGAGACUAACGGCCCCAGCCACGAGGACCCAGACGAAAGCAACGUGUUGACAGUCGCAUUGGUGAAUCAAGACCGAGAGAACAAUAUUGAGAAAAGAAGCCAAGGCUUAAAAUCAGAGAAAGAAGCUCUGCUAAUAGGUAUCAUAUCGACGUUCCUUCAUGUUCACCCUUUUGGCGCCAACAUAGAAUAUCUGUGGUCAUAUAUGCAGCAGCUGGACUCUAAGAUAUCUGCGAACGAGAUUGAGACGCUGCUGCUGAGGCUGCCACGCAUGUUUAAGCAGGAGUUCACGGGUGUCGGAGCAACGCUGGAAAAGAGGUGGAAGUUGUGUGCCUUUGAAGGGAUAAAAAGUCCCUAACUGCCAAGAGGGAAAGCAACCCAACCAACCCUCCGGAUGGUGGGGCUGCGGGCAGGGGUGUGCUGUGCCGUCUGAGAAGAUGUGCGGCAGGCCGACGUGGGGCCUUCAAAGUCUGACUCCAGCCCCAGCCGUGCGUUCCCUCGUGAGUGGAAUUGUAAUUGUGUACCAGUUCCUUAAAACAGACGAGCUUCAUACUGUGACAGAUCUGUCUGCCUACGAAAAGCAAACAAUGAUUCCACAGUCAGCUGGCAGAAGUCUUCUUCAAAUACGCUACAUUUGAGAAUAGCUCACCCAGCGAAGUAUUUACAGUCGAUGACGCUGUAGCAAUGGUGGUCAGUAGGUCCUGGAGUUGUAUAUGUAAUGUAUAGCUGAAAUCAUUAAGUGGCAGUUCCCUGAAAGUUUCUCUUUCUGUUUUAGUACAGCAACAACAAAGCAAUUUUACAGUGAUGGGGGGAAAAAUCAUACCAAAAGAAAACUUGAAUAUGUGUCUGAACAGUUACAUCGUAUUUUGUAAAUUAAGUUAUAUGCUGUUCCAGGGACUUUUGCCUUAUUGAAGAGGCAGAAAGAAAUGUGACUGGACUCCUUGAGAAUGCUUUAUCAAGAAUAUUAUUUUUCUAAUGUAACAAUUCUCCAUCAUAAGUUCUUUUAACAUGGACUGCAUAACAAUUUUCAUAAAAUGUAAAUAAAGGUAAAACUAGUGCUACUGUCUUGUACUUGGUAAGUAACAUUCAGGUUUAUGCAUCAAAAUAAAAAUCCAGUAAAUAUUCCUGUUAUAAAUUUUAUAGCAAAGAUGCUGAUUUUUUUCAAUAAAUAUGACUUCUACCAUA